Molecule: messenger RNA, 2083 nt
Organism: Perognathus longimembris pacificus (Pacific pocket mouse)
Lineage: Eukaryota; Metazoa; Chordata; Mammalia; Rodentia; Heteromyidae
Gene: Slc35d2
Product: solute carrier family 35 member D2
Exons: 12
Coding region: 545-1369 (274 amino acids)
Cellular component (GO): Golgi apparatus
Molecular function (GO): antiporter activity; GDP-fucose transmembrane transporter activity
Source: RefSeq, a predicted model, not a curated record
CCAUUCUCUAAACAAUGCUAGAAGUCUCACAGAUUGGUUUGGACAGGUUGACCAUUCAUUCUUAAAUAACCAGCAUGUUCAUGGAAAAUCAGUGUGAAGAUGAACACUGGAACACAUUUGCAAGGACUAGGAAAUCCUGUUGAAUUCUACCAGUGCAAUGGCAGGCUUGAAAGAAGACGGGAUUUAAAGCCAGCCCACUGGUUUAGAAAUCUGUGAUUUAGGACUAGUCCCAUAGUCAGCAUUUUCCUCAGCUGAGAAAACUGUAUGAUCACAGGCCUGCUAAUGAAUGAGCAAUUAGGGCUUUCUAUGUACUGUCAUGAGCCCAAAGACAGCUGGGAGUGGAAAAACUGAGACUCACGUGAGCUCAAUGUAUGUGCAACAGAUAUUAUUGUGCACCUACUGUGUGCUGAGCUCAUAGUGGCCACCAAGGAACCAGCUGUAGACAGCACAGAACUCCUGCUGUUGGCGACUGGAAAACAAGCAAGCAGUGGAGACAAAAUAAGCAAACAACUUCCCAUCACCCAUUGUUCUUGGAAUCGGACAGAUGGCAGCCACCAUAAUGAUACUGUAUGUGUCUAAGCUAAAUAAGAUAAUUCACUUUCCUGAUUUUGAUAAGAAAAUUCCUGUAAAGCUGUUUCCACUGCCUCUUCUGUAUGUGGGGAACCACAUCAGUGGACUAUGGAGCACCAGUAAAUUAAGUCUUCCAAUGUUCACUGUGCUCAGGAAAUUCACGAUUCCACUCACGUUACUGCUGGAAACCAUCAUCCUCGGGAAACAGUACUCCCUGAGUAUCGUUGUCAGUGUCUUUGCCAUUGUGUUUGGGGCCCUCAUAGCUGCUGGAUCUGACCUUGCUUUUAACUUGGAAGGCUAUAUUUUUGUAUUCUUGAAUGACAUCUUCACAGCAGCAAAUGGAGUUUAUUCCAAACAGAAAAUGGACCCAAAGGAGCUUGGGAAAUAUGGAGUACUCUUCUACAAUGCCUGCUUCAUGAUUAUCCCAACUUUCAUAAUUAGUGCCUCCACGGGAGACCUCCAACAGGCUACUGAAUUCAAGCAAUGGAAGAAUGUCCUUUUUAUCAUACAGUUUCUUCUUUCCUGUUUUCUGGGGUUUCUGUUGAUGUAUGCCACGGUUCUGUGCAGCUACUACAACUCUGCCCUGACCACGGCGGUGGUCGGAGCCAUCAAGAAUGUGUCCGUUGCCUACAUUGGGAUGUUAGUAGGUGGAGACUACAUUUUCUCCCUGUUAAAUUUUGUAGGAUUAAAUAUUUGCAUGGCAGGCGGUUUGAGGUAUUCCUUUUUAACACUAAGCAGCCAAUUAAAACCUAAGCAGCCAGUGGAUGAAGAGAAUAUCCGUGCAGAUUUGAAGAGCUAGAGUGGGAGCUGAAUUGCAGACUGGGGCCUGGGGCCAGCACCAAUGUGAAGCUGGAGGUUUAUACUUGGCACAUUGAAAGCACACACAGAGAUGCCUGCAAAUGCAAAGAACACUACCUCACAGGCCACUGUGCCAUGAGCCAUUGGGGAACCUGAGAGACCUACUGCGUGGGACCUUCCCAGCCAGCAGCCAGUUUGUUCAAAGCCCAAUUUGCUUGGCAGGGUCCUGAGUACUCCUAUACAUACUGCAAUGCCCCUUUGUGCUGGAAGGGGGUGGGGCAAUGCUGCCCUGGUGACUUGUUUAAUCAGCACCUUGGCCUUAAUUUCAAAGGUAUCAGCCAAAGCUAAGUGCAGGCAAGAACAUUUUUGUUUUAACAGUUAAAAUAAACAUGGGUUUAUUUUUAAUAAAAAAAACCAAUAAACUGCCAGGAUAGUGAGUUGUUAGCUUCGAUUUAAACCACAUUGCUGUCUUUUCUCAGCCAUUGGAGUAAAAUAAAUCAUUGUUCCACUGUAUGGCAUGAAGGUGAUGCUUUAGACAGGCAGAAAAUAGUAAGUCAUUUACUCACAAUGUAGAAGGAAGCUCUACCUUGAAGGGAUUGCUAGAUGGUCUUUGAAGAUUAAAAUUAGGAAGAACUGCAAAAUCAUGGGGGAAAUGCUCAGAAUCUUUUCUGUCUAUACAUAAGUGACUUAUUGUUGUUGGAAAUGUUUCAGGAUA